This is a messenger RNA of Cadophora gregata, 492 nucleotides long. RefSeq lists its product as uncharacterized. Lineage: Eukaryota; Fungi; Ascomycota; Leotiomycetes; Helotiales; Ploettnerulaceae. The record is from RefSeq and is a predicted model, not a curated record. The coding region runs from base 1 to 492 and encodes 163 amino acids. The transcript has a single exon.
AUGUCUGAUAGGUCUUCUGGUUUAUUGAAGUGUCCAACAGCUGAGCAGGAUCAGCGUACCUUUGGGAUGAGACUUUCUUCAGAUUGGCCUGUAACCUGCGACGCCUGCCUGCCGCGGCAGGUCGAGAAAUCAAGAGAGAUGACCAGAAAACUCAAAACGACAACAUACCUCCGUAUGAGAGUUUUCUCUAAAACUUUGAAGCGCGACCAAUGCAUCAAAGUUUAUAACCGGAAGUAUCGCAAUACAAGUGCAUAUUUGUUGCCUCCUGAUGAAGGUUUUGAUUUUGUGAUGCACUCCAGAGUGAACAUUCUCAUUGAGGCUGCAGACAAUGGCACAUCGUCUGAGCAUCCCAAACAGCGUACAUGCAGCAAAAGGUGUGCUUUUUCUUAUUAUCCAAAUUGCUUGCUUCGUGCGGGUCAACAAAUGACAGGCUCUUGGCUCUGGGUCAGCCUCGCCAAUAAUCAACAGUUCUGUGUGACAAUGAGGCCGUGA